CAGGUUGAAGAUGUGGUCAUCGUUGAAGAUCUAACCAAGUGGCAAGAAUUGGUAAAUGAGCGUGAUGCUCUCCAGUGGAAGUUAGAUCACGCCGAUGUAAGGUUUUAUUUGUUCUUUUCUUUGUUUGUUUUGUUUUGUUUUUUUGCUUUCAGUCUAUUUUAUUAUUAUAGAGAAUCCCUGAUUUUUUUAUUUUUUUAUUUUAGCUUAAAGAUUAUUGCUUAAGUAAACAUCCAGAAAAAAAUAUUCUUCGUAUCAUUUUUAUCACCGAUUUUUUUUUUUUUUUUUUUUUUUUUUUUUUUUUGGGUUGACAAGAUAACCUGUGAAAGUAGACGUAUUUCCGGUCGUCGCUUCUCUGCAUCCGAGACUUGCCCGUAACUUUUGAGGUGAAGAGAAGCGACGACCGGAGAUACAUCUGCGUUAGUCGCAUGCAGGCUAGCCAGGACGCAAAAAUGACAUUUUUGCUUCUGAUUGACCGCUUAUUACCGUUGAUGAAUUUGCCAGGAAGGAUUUAUCCACUUGGUUACUUCUUGUUGUAGGCUGUACACGAACAAACAGGAGAAAAGCCAACACACAAGAAGUUUAUCUGUUGUGGAACAAAAUUUGACUCAAUCAGCCAGUAUGGAACAGAGCUUGAAGUAAGAACUUUCAAAAUUACAUUUCCUUCAUCUUAACAAAGUAAUAGAUAAUUGUCAGCUGAAUUGUGCUCAAUGAUCUGCUUUUUGGCGAUAAUACUCCGUUAUAGAAAAGCGCCUGCAAUGUACCGUAAUUUUGGCAAAAUUAUCGCGAAAACGCUGGAGAAAGGUGUCUUCGCGGGAAGUCAGUGGAAUCGCGUUCCUUUGAUUGGUUUUCUUUAUACUUCAGCAUUAACUACCGAGGGAUAGGGUCUUCAAAGUGUUUUAGAAACCCUUCAGCAUGAUCUCUAACUUAAAUAAUAAUAAUUGAUGUCGUCCCAUAUAAGGUAAUCCGAGACAUACUGAUUCCGGAUUUUUUUUUUUUUUUAAUGGUACUUGGAUUUUGGAUUCUAAUCGUUAGCGGGAUUCCCGAUUCCUUGAACUGAAUUCGGGAUUCCAAAGCCCAGGGCUGCUCUACCACUUUCGUCAGAUCAAUAAUCUGUGAUAUGUUUUCCCUUCACAGGCAGUACAAACAAAAUUAGACGAAGAGACGGAGAAGAAACACAACCUGUUUCCGUGCUGUUUUGUGGUUUUCCGUUCUCUUCGUGCAUCAACUCUUGCGCUUCAAAGUGAUUGGGAUAACUCUCCCCUAGAAGUCGAUGUUAUACCAGCUACUGAACUGGCCAGCGUGCUGUGGAACAACCUUCCUAUUGGCCUUGGCCUUUGGCAAAGGUGCUUUUAUUUAUACCUAGCAUAAGUUCUAUUCCCCUAUCUGGUACGUUAAGAAAGAAAGUAAAGUAGAACCUUCUCAUAAGCGACCAACCAUAAUGCGAACACAGAGCAGGCUUCUUUUUAACGAAACCUCAGAGUAGAACUCCUGACUUAGAGGUACAUUGAUCGCGGCCGCCAUCUUGAAAAUAAUUGAAAACUUAAGGGACCAGGGACCGUCAACGGAAACCUCUCCCUUGGAAUCAUUUUUUGACUCGCCUCAAGUCUCUGUAGGGUGGAUGGAUGGGACAAGAUUUAUAAUUUCAUCUUUUGCACUGCAAAAUACGCCUGCUUUGCAGACUAACGAGUUAGUGGUUUCUGGUUGUUAGUGGUUCUACGAGACUUGAACUGGAGGAGGUCUUUUACGAGGAAAAGUGCAGACACAUCUUUUUUGCGUGCACUUGGUGUUCUUUUGGACGGUGCCUGUAGCGUUUGCUUCAACGCUGGUCUCUUUACAAAACCUCACAAAAGUUGCUCCUUUUUCGAAACCAGGUGAGAUUUUACUGUUUUACCAACGCUUGAAUCCCAGGAUUACUCCCUAUAAUGGCGUAUAGGGGAAGGUUUCGCCCCGCCCGAAAGGGAUACCUUUUUGAGGCUUUAGGUGUAUAAUAAAAGGAUGAGGAUUUCAGUGGGAAAAGUAUAAGAAAGGGUAGCAAAAUCUGUCAUUUUGGUCUGUAAAAUGUCCUAAGGGGGAUAACAGACGCCAUUUUGUAGCUAUGAGUAAGAUAAGAAAACUUCCUGGUUUAGUGACUUUUGCAUAUUUAGAAGACCAUGCAUUCACAGCAGUUAAAAGAGAAGCAAAGUUCUGAAAAAGGUAUGUGAAAGGGGUAACAUUUGUCGAUAGAAGUUUAUAAAAAAGUGAUAUCUUUCCUAUCAAAAGAGGUAUAUAAAAGGGUAAGGGUUGAACCUCGGAGCUUUCUUGAGUUUUUCCCCGGGCUUGAAUUUCGUUUUAACUUUUGGUGUCCUCUCACCCCGGCUUUGCAUUUUCCAAUUUCACCGGCAGUUUUAGAACUUAACGCUUUUGUCAAGGGAGCAAUCGAGGGCUUUUUAUCCGGCUUGGCAUUGUUGGUUUUCUUCGCUAUUUUGCCUCUGGUAAGUUUUUACUUCAUCUGAUAGCGUCAAUUUUUCGUCAGUACUUUGAUAAAGGCACCGACGCAGCCUUUUUUUGUGUGUGUCGUUACGUGACGACUCAAAGAAUGGUUUCGUAGGAGACUAUAUAAUUUGACUGCUUUUUUCACAUAGCUCAAAAUCCCGCACAACUCAUUCCUUUGUUCCGCAGCUCGUUCAGGCGGGCUAUUCACAAACCAGAAUGACAUACAGUCUGGAACGAGUUCAUUUUAUCUCCAUAUAUUUCUCUGUUUGUGUUUACAUGAUACCGAAACCACAUUUCGUUCCCCAUACAAGUCAUUCUGGACUUCAAUCUGAAUGAAACCGUCGUUCUGGUACAAGAUUUCAUUCUGGUAUCAUGUAAACCGAGAUCGAACUUCCUUCCGGAUUGAUUGUGUUUCUGAUCUGGCGCAAAAACUGCGAGCAGGAACGCCUUUGACGGAGUCGUUCGAUUUUAUCAUGUGAAUGCGGUACAAACUUCACUCUGGAACAAAACUCAUUUCGGAAUGAAAGUCGCUCCGGGUAUCUUAUGUACACACCCUCAGUAAAAACAAAUUUACUCGACAAGGGAUUAUAGUUUCUACUCUAAAACAAAGUUUCAGUUGAAAAUUAACCAGGAAAAAUACGUAGACAAUGUUAUAAUGGUAAAAUAAUAUUAAUUUAUUUGGAACUAGUCGACUCCGGAGUCCAAUUCCGACUCUCUUUCGCGGAUCCAUAAAGCCUGAUGCUUUAUUAUUACCGGUAUUUGACAUACAGUACGUCUGGUCUGCCUGUGGUUAACCUGCGAGACGGCGCCUUUUUUUUUUCGUCUCCCAAACAAAAAGGAAGACGCGGAUCGCCUGUUCGCAGGUUAGCCUGUGGUGACAAAAGGAAAGUCAUUUUUUUUUCACGUAUUACUACUAAAAAAAUAACAUUUUCAUCCUGUGAUAGGUUCUGAGGCUUUUUAGCAAGCUUGAAGGAAUUCCUACGGAAAGUAGAGUAGACCAAUCCACGCUGGGAAAAUUGUUCAUUUUCAUGGUAAAUAACAUUUAUUUACAUUUAUUCAAUUAGUUGUUGUCAGUGAGUGGUCAAUGCUAAGUAUAAACCUUAACCACGGCAGCUACUACAAAAUUCGUUUCUAUAGCGCUAUACAUUAUAAUUUACUAUUUAAGACUUUCACACUAUGCCGUAGAAUACUAAUUCUGAGCAACAUUCGUUUUCUUUAUUCCGACCUUCAAAUUCGUCCCAUUGCUUCCUAAGCCCUUUUUUUUCUUCCCUGGGUCCUUUUUCAACAUUUUAGUGUUUUUUCCUUGCUGAAUCCCUCCCCUCACAGUCACUGUUUUUCAUUUGCUACAUCAUGUUAG
Molecule: messenger RNA, 3829 nt
Organism: Porites lobata
Lineage: Eukaryota; Metazoa; Cnidaria; Anthozoa; Scleractinia; Poritidae
Source: the annotation of a GenBank genome assembly